This is a messenger RNA of Topomyia yanbarensis, 2071 nucleotides long. RefSeq lists its product as uncharacterized. The transcript is spliced from 4 exons. Lineage: Eukaryota; Metazoa; Arthropoda; Insecta; Diptera; Culicidae. The coding region runs from base 765 to 1499 and encodes 244 amino acids. The record is from RefSeq and is a predicted model, not a curated record.
UUUGGAUAUAUGUAUUAGUGCAAUAUCCAAACAAAAAAAUCUAUCCUGUUAACCUUGCCCUAUAGCUGUACUUUCUACCGCGAUUCGACUCGAGAAUUAUCAAAUUUAAUUCACAUCAAAUUGCAUUAAAAAUGGAUAAAUGGUACGACGAAAUCUACAACACGAUAACGGAAGAUGAUCAGUUUGAAGAUUUACUCGAGUUUAUGAUUACAGGUAUGUUUUUCGUUAUAGAAAAUCACUAUCUGUGAGAAUGAACAAAUUCCGUAUUUAAUUCCUGAAAGUUGCAUUAAAAUCGUUUUUUUUUUUUGUUUUAUGGAAUUAGAUGAAUGCAAAAUUAAAACAAAAUCGUGGAAGGGAUCGCAGCCCGGAAGACAAAACAUAAAAAGAGAUUUCGAAAAAGCACAGAAUGCAACCAUGCGAGAUUAUUUUGGUGAGCAACCAAUCUACGAGGAGCGGCUCUUUUUUAGGAGGUUUCGAAUGUCGAAAACCAUGUUCAUCAGAAUUCGCAACGAUAUAGAGGCUCGGAAUGAUUUUUUCAAAAAAAAAAGUUAACGCUGCUGGAACGCCAGGGUUGAGUGCUGAUUAAAAAUGUCUGUCAGCAAUUCGUAUGCUCGCUUACGGAUCGGCCGUGGAUGCAGUGGAUGAUUAUCUGAGAAUCGGCGCGUCCACAGCACUUCUAUCUCUUAGAGUUCUGCAAGACAGUAGUACAAUUGUACGAAAAUGACUACUUAAGAUCACCGACCAGUUCUGAUAUUGCUCGCUUGAUGGCAGAUAACGAAAAGAGGGGUUUCCCUGGCAUGAUCGGCAGCAUUGAUUGCAUGCAUUGGCAAUGGAAAAAUUGUCCUGUGGCACUCAAAGGACAAUAUCAAGGAAAAGAGGGCAAACCAACAAUUGUCCUUGAAGCCAUCGCCAGCCACGAUACACGUAUAUGGCACGCAUUUUUCGGAAUGCAUGGCAGUUUAAACGACAUAAAUGUGCUAGACAGAUCUCCGCUGUUGUGUACUGCUAUAAAUGGAAGCAUUCUGAACGGAACUUACGAGUUGCGUGGUAAGCGCCGUACAAAACGGUACCUCCUUGCAGAUGGGAUUUACCCUGAUUGGCCGAUUUUUGUAAAAACGAUCUCAAACCCGUCGACAGCCAAGGAAAAACUAUUUGCAAAAAUGCAGCAAUCCGUCCGCAAAGACGUGGAACGAGCGUUCGGUGUCCUACAGCAGUGUUGGCAUAUUAUAAAAACUCCAUGUCGUAUUUGGGAUGAAGAUACAAUUGCAAGCAUCAUGAGGACGUGCAUUAUACUGCAUAAUAUGCGCAUCGAACAUCGCGACAUUGAUGAGCACUGUAUAACAGCCAUGGAGAGUACGCAAAUGCCUUCCGCUUCUGGUGUGGAGUCUAGUAUCGUCGGGACUUUUGCAGAAUAUUGCAGUAUCAGGCCAGAGCUUAAAGAUGCAUCUUCAUAUAUGGAAUUACGGAAGGACUUAAUAGACCUUUCUCGUCCGACCUAACCCCCUUUUUUCUUAUUUUUAUUCAAAAGACUACACAUUUUACAUUUCUUAUAAAAGAAAUGUAUAGAAUUCGCUCAAACUUUCAAGAUUUUUUCCGAGGCCCGGCGGGCCGAGUCUUAUAUACCAAUCGACUCAGCUCGACGAUUUGGGACAAUGUCUGUGUGUGUGUGUCUGUGUGUGUGUGUGUGUGUGUGUGUGUGUGUGUGUAUGUAACGGACAAAUUCUCAUUCGUGUUUCUCAGCAAUGGCUGAACCGAUCUUAUCCAAACCAAUUUUAAAUGAAAGAACUAAAAAACAGUAUGAACGCUAUUAAUUUGUUUUUGAUUCUGAUGUUUAGUUUCCAAGAUAUGAAUGUUUGAAUGCGUAAAAAUGGCGUUUUUUGCAGUUUUUUGAAAUUAUCUGCCGAAAUUGACAACAUAGAUUAACAAUUUAUAUGUUUUUAGACAGCUUUAACGAAUACCUUUCGAACAAGCUAUAGAUUGUUGAAAUCGGACUAUUAUCAAAAGAGAUAUUUAACAUUAAAUGCGGACGAAAGAUUUUUAUCAUUUCCCAUUGCCAGAAAUGUGACCAAAA